This is a messenger RNA of Rhizophagus irregularis DAOM 181602=DAOM 197198, 981 nucleotides long. Its product is annotated as SUMO conjugating enzyme Hus5. The record is from RefSeq and is a predicted model, not a curated record. NCBI's taxonomy places the organism in Eukaryota, Fungi, Glomeromycota, Glomeromycetes, Glomerales, Glomeraceae. Gene Ontology annotation, cellular component: nucleus. Gene Ontology annotation, molecular function: SUMO conjugating enzyme activity. Gene Ontology annotation, biological process: protein sumoylation.
UUUUUUUUUCAUAAAUUUUUACACACAAACAAAGAUUUUAAUUUUUUUACUUUUACCUUUAUUUUACUUUUGAUUUCUGAUACAAAAUGUCAAACACUAUUAUAACAUCUAGAUUAACGGAAGAACGUAGACAAUGGAGAAAAGAUCAUCCUUAUGGGUUUUAUGCUCGGCCCCAAAAGAACGAUGAUGGUACUUUAAAUUUGUUUAUUUGGAAUGUUGGCAUACCUGGUGUAAAAGACACGCCUUGGGAAAAUGGGACUUAUAAGCUUGUAAUGUUUUUUCCUCAAGAGUACCCGGCAAAACCUCCGAAAUGCAAGUUCGCUCCACCUUUAUUUCAUCCUAACGUUUAUCCCUCCGGGACAGUUUGUUUAUCGAUUUUGAAUGAAGAAGAAGGUUGGAAACCUGGUAUUACUAUUAAGCAGAUCGUGCUUGGUAUUCAACAACUUUUAAACGAACCUAAUCCACAAAGUCCUGCUCAAGCGGAAGCUUACGAAUUAUUUAAAAGGGACAAAGCAGCAUACGAACAACGCGUCAGACAACAAGCCAAAGAAAAUAUAAUGAGAUGAUAUAUUUUCCGAACGUGUCGUGUUUACUUUACUAUAUGAUAUCAAUUUGAUUCAAAAAUAAACGAUAUAACGAAGGACAAAUAUAUGGGAGAUGUUUUUUUUAGAUAUAUGAAAAUUUUAUUUGUAUAUUUUCUUUGAAAUUUUGUAAUUCACAAAAAAAAAAAAAAUUUUUUUUUCUUUUAUUGUCCUAAAAUGUUAGUGAGAUCUUAAAUUUUCUUCGUUUAUUGUUUUAUAAUCAAAUACUAUUCAAUUAAUUCGAAAAUAGAUUAUGUAUAUAUAAUUAGUACAGUACAAAAAUAUUUUUUUUCUUAAUUCAACUCCCUGUAACUGUUGAUCAAUUCAUAACAAUCAGUUCUAGAACUAAGUUCUAAAUUGUUGGAAAAUUUGAAAGAACGUAAAGAGAAAAUAACAACAU